Haemonchus placei is the source of this 693-nucleotide messenger RNA. The record is from the annotation of a GenBank genome assembly. NCBI's taxonomy places the organism in Eukaryota, Metazoa, Nematoda, Chromadorea, Rhabditida, Trichostrongylidae.
AUGGUGGCCGUGUAUGCGGUGGUCGGCGCGUUCAUGUUUCAAGCGAUCGAAUACCCCAAGGAAAUGGAGUUUCAGGGACACAUCAAAAACGACACUUGGAAUGUGGUACACGAGCUGUACGACUUCAUCAAUAACAGCACAGUGAUCGAGGAGGCCGAAGUGAAGACAAAAGCACAUCGCCUUCUCAAACACUAUGAAAAAUUGCUGGUUGAGGCCGUCAAUUUCGAAGGUUACGACGAACAUGACGACCUUCGGCCAACUUACCAAUGGACCUUCUCGGGAGCGUUGCUCUAUUCAAUCACGGUUUUCACCACGAUAGGAUAUGGUCAUAUUUGUCCGAAAACGGACAUUGGUCGUCUGAUGACGAUCCUUUAUGCUAUGGUCGGUAUCCCAUUAAUGCUUUUGUGUUUAGCGAAUAUUGCAGAAACAUUAGCACAGAUUUUCACCUACAUCUACUUCAAACUCUGCUGUGCCUAUUGUCGUUGGCAACAAAAACGACGGCGAAUCCGUCGUGCAGCCUUGUCAUUCCGGUACCACCCGAAUGCGAAUGUGAAUAGUAUCCGACGAGCGCAAUCUGGUCGAUCAGCUCAACGUUAUACGACAGUACGACGGCAUCCCUCAUUGAACAGAAGUCGUGGACGAUACGCAGACACGAAAAGUGUGCGAAGUUUUGGUCGAGUUCAAGAGGGGUAA